AUGGCUACCGACGACGAUAACUUCGACAUUGACAUCUACGGCGACGGCACUUACAAUGCCAAUGAGCCCGGAGAUUUCAAGCAGGAUUCCGAGCUUGUUCUGGAUGCUCCCGAGAACCAGCCCGAGUCCGGCGCCGGAUCAUCCAACGCCGUCAAGCAGGAGACCCCUGCUCCCGCUCAGACCCAGCAGGUGAACCCGGCGAACAACAAUGGAGCUCAGCCAGCACCUCAGCAGCCCGCACUCAACCACGGUCUGCCUGCUCCCCCCCAGGGAAUCAAGCGCAAGGAAUACGAUGAUCAAUCCGUGGAUCCCGAUGCCACCACUGCGUUGCUGAUUUCUGAAUUGACCUGGUGGACAACUGAGGACGAAGUCCGAAGCUGGUCGAAUCAGGUCGGAGUUGAGGGCCAGCUGAAGGAUGUGACCUUCAGCGAGCACAAGGUGAACGGCAAGAGCAAGGGUCAAGCAUUUGUUGAGUUCACCACGGCUCAGGCGGCGACUGCAACUAAGCACAACAUUGAGAGACAAAAUACCCCCAAGCGCAAGUACACCGUUCACUACACCAGCCCUCACCAGAAUCCCUUCAAGACCCUCCCCAAGGAUACCCCGAUGCGCAAUGCCGGCGGUCGCGGCGGUGGUGCUGUCCACAACCCUAAUGGCAACCCCAACUACGGCAUGAACAACCACACUGGCGGAUUCCGCGGCGGCCGAGGCGGCUUCGGCAACCGCGGCAUGGGCGGUAACAUGAACAACAACUUCAAUAACCGCAACAACUUCAAUCCCAUGGGUGGAUUCCAAGGUGCCGCGCCCAACCCCAUGAUGGGUGGCUUCCAGGGCGCCCCGAUGGGGGGCAUGCAGAACUACGGAUUUAACAAUCGCGGCAACAUGAUGGGUGGCAUGCGCGGCGGUGCUGGUAUGCGUGGCGGUCGUGGUGGAAACAUGGGCGGUGCUCCGAUGAUGGGUAUGCCUGGUAUGACUCCCCCCAUGGGUGGCAUGGGCAUGAACCCGAUGGCUGGUAUGAAUCCCAUGAUGGGUGGCGGCAUGCCCGGUGGCAUGGGAGGCAACAUGCCAAUGCAAGGACAACAAGGUUUCCAGGGCCCCAACCCCGGAUUCAAUCAGGGCUACUACAACCCUAACCCCAACAACCAGGCUGGUGGCGCCGACGCAGGUUCUUGGAACCCCCACGGCGCGAAGCGUAGCCGCCAAGACUAA
This is a messenger RNA of Penicillium roqueforti, 1209 nucleotides long. RefSeq lists its product as uncharacterized. NCBI's taxonomy places the organism in Eukaryota, Fungi, Ascomycota, Eurotiomycetes, Eurotiales, Aspergillaceae. The record is from RefSeq and is a predicted model, not a curated record. Gene Ontology annotation, cellular component: mRNA cleavage and polyadenylation specificity factor complex. Gene Ontology annotation, molecular function: mRNA binding. The transcript has 3 exons. Gene Ontology annotation, biological process: mRNA alternative polyadenylation. Bases 1 to 1209 code for a protein of 402 amino acids.